CUCCCCGGAGCCGCUUUGUCCCUCCCGGGUGACGGCGUUGGAGGUGGCCGGGCGGGAGGCGGCCGACACCCGCAGCCCCAAGAGCCGGAGCCCCGAGAAAAGGGGCGCAAACGCGCAGGGGACCCCCAAGCCCAGGCCCGCGGGGUACCGCGCCCGCCCCGACUCAGGUGAGCAGCUCGGAGCAUCGCAGACGCCCAGCAGGAAUGAGAGGUGAAUCCUACUUCAUAGGAAUGAGGAACCCAGGACAACAAGGCCACAUCCCAGAAGAUGGAGGACUUUUCUUGCUCUGCUGCAUAGACAGAGACUGGGCUGUUACCCGGUGUUUUGCAGAGGAGGCCUUUCAAGCUAUAACUGACUUCAAUGACCUCCCCAACUCAUUGUUUGCAUGCAACGUUCACCAGUCAGUGUUUGAAGGAGAAGAGAGCAAGGAAAAGUUUGAGGGACUGUUCCGGACUUAUGAUGACUGUGUGACGUUCCAGCUAUUUAAGAGUUUCAGACGUGUGCGAAUUAACUUCAGCAAUCCUAAAUCUGCUGCACGAGCCAGGAUAGAGCUUCAUGAAACUCAGUUCAGAGGAAAAAAAUUAAAACUCUACUUUGCACAGGUUCAAACACCAGAGACAGACGGAGACAAACUGCAUUUGGCUCCCCCACAGCCAGCCAAACAGUUUCUCAUCUCACCUCCUGCAUCUCCUCCAGUUGGCUGGCAGCCUAUCAGUGAUGCCACUCCGGUCCUCAACUAUGACCUCCUCUAUGCUGUGGCCAAAUUAGGACCAGGAGAAAAGUAUGAACUUCAUGCAGGGACUGAGUCCACCCCAAGUGUCGUCGUUCAUGUGUGUGACAGUGACAUAGAGGAAGAAGAGGAUCCAAAGACUUCCCCAAAGCCCAAAAUCAUCCAAACUCGGCGCCCUGGCCUGCCACCCUCUGUGUCCAACUGAGCUCGCCACUCCGCCUGGAGGAUAAUAUCUGUCUCUUCUUUCUCAUGCUUAUUUUUCCCUCCUGUUGUUUGUCAAAAAAAAAAAAUGCCUUUAAAUCCCUGGGUGUUUGGUUGUUUGAGAUUCCUACCUUGUAAUCAAGCCUCUCGGACAAAAGGGCUAGGAAAAGGUGAUAUGUUUCCUGAUCAUAUCAUACCCAUCAAGUAUAAUCCAUUAUUUAGAAGGUUCUAGGGGGAAAAAAAGUAGUAUUUUCUUAUUAAGCAAUCAGUGCAACCUGUAUCUUCAUUCUCUCACGUUGAUCUAAGCCAGAGACAUCAGUAACAAAUAGCACCUGUGUUGUUUGUGAAUUGUUUCAGUCCCAGUCCUGAUUGUCUGUGCGCUGUUCUUUCCUGGCCACUUCAGUAGGACCAUAAGUAAACUUGACUUUGACUGCAUGAGAUAUCCCUAUCUGGUCUCACUCAGUCCUCUGCAUCCCGACAUUCCCAGGACAUGCAUGAUCACCAGCAUUUAUUUUCAUGAUUUGAGGAUAUACUAUAACUCACAGAUUGUCAGCAUCCAGCCAUGUCCUAUCUAGAUUAGGAAAAUGAUCAUCAUCCAACGAAAUAAGUCUGGGUUUAUUUACUACUUUGAAUCAAUUAUCUCAUAGCUCUGGUAAAAUUCCUGAUGGCAAAACUGAGCUUGGCCCCAAAGAUAUCCCUCAGUAGAUUUUUGAACAUCACUUCCAUCUAGAACUUUCCCAGCCUCGUUGGGGAGGCUUGUCCAGGGUGAUAGAGACCGACUUCAGACAAACCUAUUUAUUACUAAAGUUUCAUGGUGUCUGAACGAUUGUUUUUUCUCUUUGUAUAUUUGUACAAAUGUUUCAGCUGUGCUUUUAAAAUCUGGAUGUUUUUUAUUUAGUGGUUGUUCCGCUAUUAACUGCUUAAAGGCAUAAUAUGUGCAUUGCUUAUGAAUGCAUUCAUGUACUAACACAUAAACUGAUAAUAUUAUACUCUCUUAUGGAUAAUGCUGAAUUUUGAAAGGGCACAAAACUUCACAUGCCAAUAUAUAAAAAGAUUAGCCAAUAUCUUUGCUAUCAAGACCACUUGUUUUUAAAUAAAGUAAAGAUUCAAGUGUCAGUUGUAAACAAUUUGGACGAAGCUAAAUCUCCAGAACAUUGUAGUCACUGAACAUAUGGAAAGGGAAAGAAAGACAAACAUCUGCCAAGCUAACUCAUGCAAUGCCUAUAUUGCUCAAAACUUAUUUGUUUCCAUUACGUGUGAUUUUUCUAUUUCUCUAGCCCAAAGUGCAUUACAGAAGAUACACCUAUAGAACCAUUACCUUCUGCUCUAUGUGCCAGGCAUCAUCUACUCCUGUACAUUAAUGAAUCACUUUAGAUGUAAUUGCCAAUUCCGACGGAGUGGGGAAAUACUUUUUUUACCCAAGCCUCAGAAAAAAACACACAAGAACAAGAACACAGCCAAUUUAUGGGAGAAAUGUUGUGGGUUUUGACUAAGGUGUAUGUUAGUUUUAUCAGAAACUUAAAAUAUUGACUGAUCACUCAGAAAUUAAAGUCCGUUCUACUGUGAAUAUAGCAAUAUAGUACUGGACACAGUACAGGUGAAACUGAGGACAGCAUUGCUUGAAAAUAUCCUAGGUUUCUAUUUAAAAAAAAACACUGAAGGCUCCUUUUAAAAAUAAAAUCUGAGGAGUGUAUAGUAAGCAAAUGCUUUGGCUUUCCUUUGCUGUGGAGGUUUUGGGAUUUUUGCUGACAAAUGGAAGACUAGAAUCACAUGGAGAAAAUCUGCCCUCUCGUGGAAGAAAUAUUGCCCUCACCCCAUUUGAAAGGCAGGAACCAUUUUGUGCUGAGUCUCAAGCAUUCAGUGAAUCUUGUGACUUUUUCACCUCUGUGAAACAGAGGCUCUGUGGACAUCUCGGUGAUCAAAAAUGGAAAUGAUUGUUAAAUUGACUUCAAGCAGACAUUUCCUGCCAAAUUUAGUGAAAGUUGAAACGAUCGGUGUGGGUAGUCGUAAGAUUAAAAAAGCAGUGAGUUGUAUAAUGUAAAAAAAAAUUCGCCUUGGGGAAAUGUAUUACCAAAUAUCAAUAGUAAUCUCAAAUCAAGUCGUUCUUCCAAUGGGUGAGAUUUGGGGAAAAGAUGGAGGAGUUUUUCUCAGGAAAGUGGUAAAAAAAAAAAAAAAACCGCAAAAGAUUAUGACUUGUUUCUGUGGAACCUCUUAGCACUGUGUAAGUCAGAAUUGCCUCAGCAUUUCCAUGACGCACAUUAUGCAAACCUCUUUAGCACUAUUUUAAGUUUGAAAAGUUUUAAAAUGGAGGGGAAGGGGGGAGAUUUCCACCAACUGAAUCAUUUGUGCACGUGUAUAGCUCAAAGAGCUUAGACUUCAAAUAUAUCUGGUGAAUGAC
Messenger RNA from Suncus etruscus (white-toothed pygmy shrew), 3329 nucleotides. It is a transcript of the gene RCAN2, whose product is annotated as regulator of calcineurin 2. The record is from RefSeq and is a predicted model, not a curated record. Bases 204 to 935 code for a protein of 243 amino acids. Gene Ontology annotation, biological process: calcium-mediated signaling. Gene Ontology annotation, molecular function: nucleic acid binding; calcium-dependent protein serine/threonine phosphatase regulator activity. Gene Ontology annotation, cellular component: nucleus; cytoplasm. The transcript is spliced from 5 exons. Lineage: Eukaryota; Metazoa; Chordata; Mammalia; Eulipotyphla; Soricidae.